AUGGGAGAGAAUCCUCCUCAACCAUUGUUAAGAGACUAUGACCACCCCAACGCAUUCCAACUUCGGAGUGGCAUACGUCUUCCCACCACGAAUGCAAACAACUUUGAGCUUUCACCUCAACUCAUCCGCAUGAUUCAAAGCGAUCAAUUUGGGGGUAGUCCUUAUGAGUGUCCUUUUGCUCAUUUGGACAACUUUCUUGAAUUGUGUACAACUAUCAAGCAAAACAACAUUUCGGAAGAGUUUAUUCGGAUGCACAUGUUUCAAUUCUCCCUUCGAGACAAAGCAAAGCAUUGGUUGAGAAUGGUUGAAGAGGGAUCGUUGAGUACUUGGGAUGAGGUGACUAGAGCUUUUCUUGGGAAGUAUUGCCCUCCCGAGAAAACCGCUGAAUUAAGACGGAAGAUCACAAACUUCAACCAAGAGGUUGAUGAAACUUUGAGUGAAGCAUGGGAGCGGUUCAAAGAUUAUACUAGAGCAUGCCCUCACCACGGUUUCACCUCAUGGAUCAUAGUGCAAAGCUUCUAUGAUGGUCUUACUCCUACCUCAAGGGCCAACCUUGAUUCGGGAGCCGGAGGUAGCCUUAAAAAGCUAUCGGUUGACGAGGCCUACAAAAUGAUUGAGGAAGUGGCUAAGCAUUAUGCUUAUGGAGGUGAUAAAAGGCAAGGUCAACCCAAGAAGGGCGGUAAGCAUGAUCUUGAAGCAAUAGAUCUUAUUGCUUCAAAGGUUGAUAUGUUAGCUCGAAAGCUAGAUCAAGUGAACAAUGUGCCCGGUAGCUCCUCCCCACAAGUCAUGUCUUGUGAGACUUGUGGAGGAAAUGACCACUUGGCAUCCUAUUGCAACACUACAACGGAGCAUGUGGCUUCACUUGGUAGGAAUGAUCCUUACUCCCAAACUUUUAACCAAGGUUGGAAACAACAUCCAAAUUUUGGGUGGAAACAACCCAAUCAAGCUCCCCCUCCUCAAAACAAUUACAACCAAGCUCCUCCUUACAAUCAACCCCCUCCACAACAACAAGCUCCCUAUCGCCACCCCAAUCAAAGAGACAAUGUCCAAUAA
This is a messenger RNA of Chenopodium quinoa (quinoa), 1053 nucleotides long. RefSeq lists its product as uncharacterized. Bases 1 to 1053 code for a protein of 350 amino acids. The transcript has a single exon. NCBI's taxonomy places the organism in Eukaryota, Viridiplantae, Streptophyta, Magnoliopsida, Caryophyllales, Amaranthaceae. The record is from RefSeq and is a predicted model, not a curated record.